CGGCAGGAUUGCAAACUGUUGUCUUUUUUGAAGUUUGGUCUUUUAUUAAGUUGGUAUCCGUUCGGACGGUUUUCGAUUCAAAAAUUAACGUCAAAGUCCGACGACUCAAUGAGAAGAUAAAGAAAAAUUCUCCAGCGGAAGAAAAAUCGGAAUACAAUGCCAGAGCGAUUCAAAAUAACGAAAUCGCAGGACAAAAACAAUAUUUACGGUAAUUAUAGCGAUUCUGGAGUUUUGUUAGAAGACGAUGCUGCUAGAGAAAAGUUGCUACCCUCACAUACUUUGGGAACUAUCGUUGAAGGAGAUGGAGGCGAAGACCAAAACCUUGUGUCCGAUAAGGUAUCAGGUUACGAGACCAACCUGUACCUUUACUCGGAAGAAAUGGAAGACCGACCGCGUAUCUCAACCCUCAUCAGCUCCCUGGCCAACUACUCCAACACCAUUCCCCCAGCAUCUAACGACCCCGAUGCCAGACCUGCACCCGGUGGUGCUCGGAUGGGCACCCUGAUAGGGGUGUACCUACCCUGCAUCCAGAACAUCUUCGGCGUAAUACUUUUCAUUCGGUUGACCUGGGUUGUUGGUACAGCUGGCGCGCUGCAAGGUUUCCUCAUCGUCUUAUGCUGCUGUUGCGUGACCAUGUUGACAGCAAUCUCGAUGUCCGCUAUUGCUACAAACGGUGUUGUGCCUGGUGGUGGAAGUUACUUCAUGAUAUCAAGGUCCCUCGGUCCAGAGUUCGGAGGCGCUGUUGGUAUGUUGUUCUAUACCGGUACAACGCUUGCUGCAGCAAUGUACAUCGUCGGUGCUGUCGAAAUUAUACUGACAUAUAUGGCUCCAGGUUUGUCAAUAUUUGGCGAUGUCAAUAAAGACCCCAGUGCGAUGUACAAUAACUUCAGAGUUUAUGGAACGGGUUUGUUGUUGGUGAUGGGCACUAUUGUGUUCAUUGGGGUGAAAUUCGUGAACAAAUUUGCAACAGUAGCUCUGGCGUGUGUCAUCUUUUCAAUUCUGGCUGUGUAUAUUGGUAUCUUCUACAACAUCAAUGGAAAUGAUAACUUAUUCCUAUGUGUUCUUGGAAAACGCCUGUUACAAUUAGAAAAUAUAAACGAUUGUCAUAAAAAUGCAACUGGUUUUCUUAGGAAGAUAUAUUGCACUAACGAUAGCAUCACCUCUUGCGAUACUUAUUUCCGUGAACACGAUACCCACAUUGUCCGUGGUAUCAAGGGUUUAUCUUCAGGAGUUUUCUUCGACAACAUUUACGAUAGUUUUCUGGAGAAUGGUCAAUAUAUCGCGCAAACCAAAGCUCCAGAAGACAUCGAGAAGAUGGAAGGACCCACCUACAAUCAAGUUUACGCCGACAUCACAACCUCAUUCACCCUCCUGAUCGGCAUCUUUUUCCCCUCUGUAACUGGUAUCAUGGCUGGCUCGAACAGAUCUGGUGAUUUAGCAGACGCCCAGAAGUCAAUUCCAAUCGGAACCAUUUGCGCCAUUUUAACAACAUCUACCGUAUAUUUAUCUUGUGUUCUUUUAUUCGCUGGUACAGUUGAUAAUCUGCUCCUUAGAGAUAAGUUUGGUGUUUCCAUAGGUGGUAAAUUGGUGGUUGCAAACAUGGCUUGGCCAAACCAAUGGGUAAUCCUCAUAGGGUCCUUUUUGUCGACGUUAGGUGCGGGUCUACAAUCGCUGACAGGAGCACCGCGUCUGCUGCAGGCUAUUGCGAAAGAUGGAAUCAUACCCUUUCUAACGCCAUUCGCUGUUUCUUCAAGCAGAGGAGAACCAACAAGAGCCUUGGUUCUCACGCUACUGAUUUGCCAAUGUGGUAUUUUACUGGGCAACGUCGAUUAUCUGGCACCAUUGUUGUCAAUGUUUUUCUUGAUGUGUUACGGCUUCGUGAACCUGGCCUGUGCCCUGCAAACCCUUCUCAGAACACCAAACUGGCGACCCAGGUUCAAAUACUACCACUGGUCUUUAUCCUUCAUUGGUUUAUCCCUGUGUGUAGCUAUUAUGUUUAUGACCUCAUGGUAUUAUGCCCUUAUCGCUAUGGGUAUGGCUGGUAUGAUCUACAAAUACAUCGAAUAUAGAGGAGCUGAGAAAGAAUGGGGUGAUGGUAUCAGGGGUAUGGCUCUGUCGGCGGCAAGAUACUCCUUGCUCCGUCUAGACGAAGGACCUCCUCACACCAAGAACUGGCGGCCUCAAAUUCUCAUCUUGGUCAAACUGACCUCAGAUUACGUACCAAAAUAUAGAAAACUGUUUUCGUUCGCUUCCCAGUUGAAAGCAGGUAAAGGUCUGACGGUUUGUGCUUCGGUCAUCCACGGGGAUUACACUAGGUCCUAUGGAGAAGCAAUGGCUGCCAAGCAAAGCUUGAGGAAAACUAUGGAUGAGGAAAAAGUGAAAGGUUUCGUGGACAUCCUGGUGGCUCGAAAUAUUAGCGAUGGGUUAUCUCACUUAGUCCAAACGACAGGUCUUGGUGGGAUGAAACCGAAUACCGUCAUCUUAGGUUGGCCCUACGGGUGGCGUCAGUCUGAAGACGAAAGAACAUGGCAGGUUUUCCUACAGACAGUCCGUAAUGUAACUGCUGCCCAUAUGGCCUUGUUAGUCCCCAAAGGCAUCAACUUCUUCCCGAAUUCCACAGACAAAGUUGUUGGAAACAUCGACAUCUGGUGGAUCGUUCAUGAUGGUGGCUUGCUGAUGUUACUUCCGUUCUUGUUGAAACAACACCGAACCUGGAAGAACUGUAAGAUGCGGAUAUUCACUGUUGCCCAACUUGAGGACAAUUCCAUCCAGAUGAAGAAGGAUUUGAAGACUUUCUUGUACCAUCUGAGAAUUGCCGCAGAAGUAGAAGUGGUGGAAAUGAUGGACAGUGACAUAUCCGCCUACACUUAUGAACGGACAUUGAUGAUGGAGCAACGUAAUCAGAUGCUGCGAGAGCUUCAGUUGAACAAGAAGGAAAGCUUAGGCCUUGUUCAGUCACUGGCGGAUUUCAACGAGAUCUCAACCAAAGAAAAUCUACCACUGGUACAGUCUAUAGUAGAUCAGCAUCAUCAGGAUCCAAAGAUAGCCUCGAAGGUAAGAUUCCAAGAACCAGGUUCUGGAGGCGAGGAACCACCGAAGGACAACAAGAAUUGUGAGGCUGAACCAACAAAUGAGCCAGUGAAUCGAGAUGAAAAACCAGGCGAUUGUGAUAAUUCAACCAGUGAGAAGGAAGACCCUUCAGAGAAGGAAUGUAACGAUGAGAAGAAAUAUGAUUCAGCGGAGGAAGAAAAGAAACCAACCAAGAUUACACCGGAUGAAGGAAAUGUCAGGAGAAUGCACACUGCAGUCAAACUGAACGAAGUGAUAGUGAAUCGUUCUCACGAUGCUCAAUUAGUUAUUUUGAACUUGCCCGGUCCACCAAAAGACACCAAAUUGGAGAGAGAAUCCAACUACAUGGAAUUCCUUGAGGUGCUCACCGAAGGCCUAGAGAGAGUUCUCAUGGUGAGAGGGGGUGGACAGGAAGUUAUCACCAUCUACUCAUAAUCUGUGACACCAAUUUUUGUCCGAUUUUUAAAUCACGAAACUGACUUUAGCUAAUCAUUUGAUAAACUUUCCCUCUGGUUAGGUAAAGUUUCCAAAGAAAUACUGGAGAGUAAAAUAGUAAAUAAGAUAGUGAUUUUAUCGAACCGUUUUUGUUAGUUCGUUUUGUAUGUUAUUGAUUCCAGGUUGUCUUUAUACCACUCAUAUGAGUUUGUUGGUCCAAGUAAGAUUGAUAAAUAUAUAUUUAAUUGGAAGAGUUAGAAAGUAGAUGGAUCCGGUAAUGCAGUUGACAGCUUUUACGUGAUUUUUUGUCCAGUCAUACUGAAAGCCAAUGUGUAAAAUCAAAACGUACUUCAACAGUUUCCAGAAUGAAGAUAGAAGUAGCUGACUAUUAUAUGUAACCUGAAUUAAAACAAGAAGCUUAAUCUUACCCAAAGUAUUAACUUGUGUCUUGAUCUAUAUCAAUCUUUAUCAAGUAACUAUUCUUGACUGAGCCCUUCUCAUAUUCAAGGAACUGCGCUGAUAUGAAUACAUGUUUUUUCCAAUAAAAAAUGCGUGAAUGUAACGAAGCAAUCUGUUUGGAAUUGAGUACUGAAAAUUUCAAGUGUAGGUACUUGAUAAAUUUCGAGUAUAUUGGGUCUACAUGAAAGAUUAUUAGAAUGGAUAGAACAGUAUCAAUAUUAGGUUUUGCAGUUUUAGCUCUCGGUGGAUUGUAAGGAUCCUAAGUGCCAAAGAGUCUUAGAUAUUCGAAUGUACCACUUAAACUAUCAGAAAUCUUCAUCUCUCAUUCGAUUUAACACUGUGACAAUGCGUCAUUCGAUAUUAUAGUCACAAUUCAGAAUUUAGUCACUUUCGAUCAGUAAAAUUGUCGCAUUGUAUACAUCUAAAAAUAUAAGUACCUUUCAGUUCUAAGUAGAUACAUAUAUGAAGUAAUUUAAUAGUUAUGAACCUAUUAAACUAAGGACAUUAACUGAGCAAUAUUAAUAUAAAUUACUGUAUUUAUAUGUCAAAUUAUGAAGUGAUAGUUUAUUAUAAUAUAUACAGGGGCGGAUUGCCAAUUAUUAUACUGAUCAAUUUUCUUGAUGAUCAGAAUACAUGAAGAUAAUCUAUCAUUGAAAUUCAUUCUCUUUUGACUACAACUAUUCCUUCCAAGGAAUAUGAAGGAUUUGCAAUGAAAGGAAACAGUUUGACGGUAUUUCCAGUGAACUCAUACUUUGGGGACAUAAAAUGUAUAAUUGAUAAAAUAUAGAUAUAUAAAUAUAAUAACCAAUAUAUUUCUAUACUCGCCCUUUUUGUCAAAAAAAAUUGUGUAUAUACUCCAGAAAAGAGAACACAUAAUGAACAUUCAAAAACCCCAUUAUGAUAAAGAAGGCUUCUACUAGUGUUCCUUCUUUUUCAAUAUUACUUUUAAUCCUUUCACAUUCGUUAUUUGUUCUGUCUAAACUUGUAACUAAAAGUCUUGAUUUUAUUUACGUGUGUAAAUCUUUUAAUAUUUAUGUACUGUUUUAUGUAUAUCGAAUACAUAUAUAGGUAUUUUUGAUUCGAAACAAUUCGCCCCUCAUAUCGUAGGUCUUAGAUAAAUGGAUGUCUUUGAAAUUUAUAUUGUUGUUUUGAAAUAUAGAGCACUAAAUGUUGUUAGAACUUAGAAGUUUAGAUCGUAAAAAAUUUGCUCAUAUUGACAUGGUCAAGAAAUCUUCGCGCAUGCACACAUAUAUGAGUACUUAAAUGUUCAUAUGAGUGUCCCAUUUUAGUGUGACAUUUUCGAAAUUAAAUUUGAGACCACCAAUGAUGGCGUUAAAGUGCCAUUCAGAUAUGAAUGUCACAAAAAAUGGGGCAUUUUGUAUUUCUGUGAUGUGUGGGUAAUCAAAAUUCAAAGCCUGUUUCAAAUGUACAAUCUUUAUAUACUAAAAUUAUGCUGUGGUCUACUGAUAAUUUCACCCAUGAAGUAAUAAAUUGGUUCGUUUCGAGACCCUUAUAAUGAUUUGAUGUCUUCAUAUACCGCACCAUUAGAGAUUUUGAUCGAAGCCAAAAAUCGUUUGUAGCCCAUUAUUUUGACGCACUCCAACAUUAAUCUGGUCGCAGGACUAACUGUUGGAGUGGAUAGAAAGCUGUUCCUUUGAAAUAUUAGUCCCUAAUUUUUAUUAAAGUUUUCCUUGAUAACUAGAAAUUAUCGGUCGAUCUCUAAAUGGAAAUUGAGAAAACGGAUUAUCCUAUCAGUGGCACUGCUCAAAAGUGUACACAAUUGUGACAGCUAAAGCAAGCUGUGACCGCGCUAAUAGCGCAUAGAUAGUGCACUAGUGAUCUCAACUAGCCUUAAAGGUACCUUGAUAUAUUGAAUUCUAUUUAUAUUUAUCUAUAUAUUAUAUAUUUCACUGAAUUAGUUACUAUUAGAUAACGCCAUUGAACAUCACCUAGUCGUAUUUAACGGUGCCUCAGAAAGGUGGCGUUUUCUAUUAUAUUAUAUUUUCACUAUGAAUCUAAAAUUGUUGAAAUUUUUUCCUAUUGCGAGAGAUUUUUUUUCGCCAAUAUAUCAUUCGGAUCUUUUCGAAAUUGUUUUAUUAUGAAUUGGUCAAAACCGCAAUCAUCAUCCAGACCAAUAUAACUAAAUAAAUAAAGAAUAACACCACAGCAAUGUUGAUGCUGAAAAAGUGCCAACAAUUUUAAAAACCAAUUGUUUUCGACAUAUCAGGAAGAACAAAGCACAACCAAAUAUUGGCUCAUCAUCUCAACAAAUUGAAUAAAAUCAUUCAGGAGUAGCAGAGAUAGAAUCUUUCAUAAAACGACUCACAAGUCAAAGGAAUACUAAAUCUUUUAUCGAAAUUAAUUCAAUACGUGGUGGACUAUAUGAAGUCACAGAAAUCUUAUAUAUUCAUAGGUACAGUUGAACCAUCAGAACGCUGAAGAAUACACUUCUAAUUUUUUUAACUGUAUACCUACCUUAAAACUAAAGAAAAUAGUUUGAAAACUAAGAAAUUAAGAGUUUCUUCUAAAUAUUCAACAUUUCAUCAUUGAUGUGCUUCUAAAAUAUCACGCAUUUUACACUUACAGUCGAUAAAAGCCUGAUAUAAUAUAGCAAGCAUAUUCCAUUGCGUAUUGAACUAAUUUUAACGGAUUUUUUUGAGCUGAAACUAACUCUACGAAAUGAUUUUAUUCAAUCUUUAUACUCAACUAGAUACUACUUGAAAUAGUUCACAUGGGGCAAUAGAUCUUCUCAUAAUUUUUCAUUCAAACUUUCUGCAAAAUGGAAGAUGGCUUUGUUCUGAAUGAAUCAUUUAGUAAUAAUAUGAAGAACUCAAUUGUUUAAGUAAUUUUUUAUUAGAUCUCCAAUGCACAAGAACCAAAAGGAGGUUGUUCCUUUUUAUGGUUCUUUUUGAAUGAUGGAUAAUUUUGAUCUGUUAACAUUAUCUGAUUACACCUUAUUUUGACGAUUUGUUCAUUGGGUGAAGUAUGAAAUAAAUUAUACAUAGUGA
Messenger RNA from Coccinella septempunctata (seven-spotted ladybird), 6971 nucleotides. It is a transcript of the gene kcc, whose product is annotated as solute carrier family 12 member 6. Gene Ontology annotation, biological process: potassium ion homeostasis; chloride transmembrane transport; cell volume homeostasis. The transcript is spliced from 15 exons. The coding region runs from base 157 to 3504 and encodes 1115 amino acids. Gene Ontology annotation, cellular component: membrane. Lineage: Eukaryota; Metazoa; Arthropoda; Insecta; Coleoptera; Coccinellidae. The record is from RefSeq and is a predicted model, not a curated record. Gene Ontology annotation, molecular function: potassium:chloride symporter activity.